CAUAUUAUAUAAGCAAAGAACUUCGCAUCCAGCGAAACCAAGAACGACAAAAAGAAAAAAAAAAACAAAAUUUAGAGAGAGCCAAAACAAAACGAGAACUAAUAUCAAAUUUCUUAAUUUCAACCUAAGAAGGUGCGUUUUUGAUCCUUCUUUGACUCCAUUUCAAUCAGUUUCAAACUUUCAACAAUCUAUCCUUUGAAGAUCCAUAUGGCAGCCAUAGAUAUGUUCAGUAGCAGCACUGAUCAUUCUGAUCCUUUCAAAGAAGAGCUCAUGAAAGUACUUAACCCUUUUACCAACUCUCUUUCUUCUCUUCCUCCUCCGGUUCCAAACACAAUCUUCGGUUUCAAUCAAAGCACACCUCUCGGUCUAAACCAGCUCACGCCUUACCAAAUCCAUCAGAUCCAAAACCAGCUUAACCAAAGACGCAACACCAACAUCGCAAACCUCUCACCAAAACCAGUCCCAAUGAAGAACAUGGCCACUCAGAAACUCUACAGAGGAGUUAGACAACGGCACUGGGGAAAAUGGGUUGCUGAGAUCCGUUUACCCAAGAACCGGACCCGGCUCUGGCUUGGAACUUUCGACACAGCUGAAGAAGCAGCCAUGGCUUAUGAUCAAGCUGCUUACCAGCUUCGUGGCGAAUUAGCAAGGCUUAAUUUCCCACACAUCAAACACGAGUAUGGAUACGGAGGCGGUGAUAGAAUCUUUAAGCCUCUUCAUCCUUCUGUUGAAGCAAAGCUCGAAGCGAUUUGUCAGAGCUUGAGAAAGACAGAGAAUGAUGAACUCCCCUGUUCUGAAACAGAGCCUUUCCCGCCAAAAGCAGAGUAUCAAGAAACUGAAUUUGGGUUUUUGAGAGCUGAUGAGAAUUCGUUUUCCGACGAGUCUCUGGUUGGAUCUUCUUCGCCGGAGUCGGGUAUUACCACUACGUUCUUAGAUUUCUCGGAUUCAGGGUGUGAUGAGAUUGGGAGUUUCGUGCUGCAGAAGUUUCCUUCUGUGGAGAUUGAUUGGGAUGCGAUUAACAAGUUGUCCGAAUCUUAAAUGUCAUAUUAGUUUAGCUAAUCUCUGCAACUUAAUUUUUCAACAGUUGUGGGAGAAUCAGCUAGGCUUUGUUUCUGUUGAAAUCUUCCUCCAUGUGUUCGGUCUGGCUGGUUUAUGUUUUUAUUUUUAUUUCUUCUCACAAACCUUGUCUUUUGACCAACCGGAGAAGUCUCCAUGUAUUUAUACCAUCUUUAAGUUUCUAAUGAAUGUAAAUUAUACUA
Molecule: messenger RNA, 1259 nt
Organism: Raphanus sativus (radish)
Lineage: Eukaryota; Viridiplantae; Streptophyta; Magnoliopsida; Brassicales; Brassicaceae
Product: ethylene-responsive transcription factor ERF060
Exons: 1
Coding region: 208-1038 (276 amino acids)
Biological process (GO): regulation of DNA-templated transcription
Molecular function (GO): DNA-binding transcription factor activity; DNA binding
Source: RefSeq, a predicted model, not a curated record